Molecule: messenger RNA, 5554 nt
Organism: Chiloscyllium plagiosum (whitespotted bambooshark)
Lineage: Eukaryota; Metazoa; Chordata; Chondrichthyes; Orectolobiformes; Hemiscylliidae
Gene: lrriq1
Product: leucine-rich repeats and IQ motif containing 1
Molecular function (GO): protein binding
Source: RefSeq, a predicted model, not a curated record
GGGGAAGUUCAGUCCCCUCCAGGGGCUGAUUGAUUCCUCUGUGACAGUUCGGUGUCAGUCCGCCCUGACGGUGUAAUUCUCUGGCUGGCUUUGCAAUUGCGGGUUUCCGCAGUUGGGGGGGGGAAGGAGGGACAGUUGUCUCUGAAAUUCAAAAAUCCAGGGAUUGAUCAACAUGGAAUGAAACUGGACCGAGCCUGCUAUCGCUGUCCGCUGUCAGUGCCUUUCCCGUCACUGCUCAGUUUGUGUUCAUUCCCUCUUCCCAGUUCUCUUGUGAGACCAACAGAGCUCUCAUGCUUCAACUACUCGGGGCCAACAGACUCUUCAACCCCUCUCUCCCCCCCCAAGAGGCCAAGAUGCAGAAAACGCCGCACUCAUUCCGCGGGGAUUAAAUGUAUCAGCUCAGCGUCUUUUACAAACCAUAACUCCUCUCAGCAGAUUCAAACUGAAAUAAUGGAUGAAGACAAACUGAUUGAAGAAGCAGUUGAAGCUGAAUUAAGACAAAUCAACAUUUCCCCAUCAGAAAUAGAUGAACUGGAGGAGCAAUCUGAAGAAGACAUUCUUGUUGAAUCAGAUUAUGAUUCAGAUGAAUUACCCAAAUCUGUCCUUGACUACCUGGAGCAUAUAAAACAAAGAACUGGAAAUGUCGAAAAGCUGAUUCUCCAGGACCUGGAGCAACCUGACUAUGCUGUUUAUCCUGAGCGCAGUUAUCCUGGAACAGACAUGUUGAUGGAAUUAGCUGCUGAGUUCGGUGAAGAUCAUUUGAACCUGAAAGAGAAGAUACUGGUCCAAAUUGAAGAAGAAGAACAAAGGAUGCAGACCCAUGUAGAACCGCAACAGAAUAUGGGCACCAGUGUUCAGAUGAAGACAGGCAGUCAUUGUGCUGAGAAUGAAACAAUGCCAGAUAAUGAAGAGACUUUAGCUCGUGAGUGCAAAGAGGUGGAGGAACGUUGUCAGCUGUCACUACAACAAUGGGAAAUAGAACAAGAAGUACUGAAGAAAACAAAGCUGGCAGAGUUGAUGGAAUGGAGGAAACGAGAAAAGGAGCUGGCAGUGGAAGAAGAGGAAAGAGCCAAGAGUAGACAGCAACAAUUUGAAGAAAAACUAGAGAAACUGGCAGAGGAGAGGCAGCAACAGCAGAUUCAACUGGAAAAGAAAAUCGGAGAAGACCAAGAACAUUGGGAACAAAAGUUGAAGGAACAUGAGGCAUUAAUACAAGCAAUGCAAAUUAAGAUGGAUGAAGAACGAAGGAUCUUUGAAGAACAGCAACACAAAGAGAGAAUACGAGUGGAAGAGGUGCAAAACAGAGCAUCAGCAAUAAUUCAGGCAAGGUUUCGGGCGUAUUUAGUGAGGAAAAGGUAUGCACCAAUACUGAGGGAAAGGCAGGAUGAAAGGAAGAGAAAAAAAGACCUGGAGUUAAGGAUGGCAGAAGAGAAAAAAGCAUUUGAAGAAAACAUCAAAAGAAAAUUAGAACAAAAACAGAAAGAAGAGGAGAAAGAGGGAAAGAGGUGGAAAGAAGUUGAACAAUUGCAAAGAGAAGAACAGAAACGAAGACAGAUUGAAUAUGAGAAGAAAAAGGAACAGGAACGACAAAGAUUAGAAAAGGAGAGACAACAAAAGCUGGAGAAACUCCAAAAUUUGAGAGAAGAUGAAAAAAGAAAAGAGUUACAGAGAAGGAGAAACGAAGAAAAGCAAAAGGAAAUAGAACAUAAAAAGGAAGAGGAAAACAAGUUGCUAGAAAAAGAAAAUAAAAAAGUGGCCUUAAGCCAAAGAGAAGACAAAGAAAUUGAGAAGGAACAUAAACCACAGCUAGUUGAAGAGAGAGAUUUUUACUCCAGCAUUAAUAAGGAGGCUAAACAUGAUGAUAACAAUUCAGAGACUGCAAGUAUUCCUCUGAUUCAAAGUAUAGGAUUCUUUCAGAAUAUAGAGGAAAAUAGUACUCUUGCAAAUGACAGUCAAGAUGUGAGCCAAUGUAUAGUUGCAAUGGCUACAGAUACAAACCUCAAAGUAAAGCUUCUAGCUGAAGAAACAGUGGAGAAAACAGCAGAGAAUACACUUGCAAUAGAAUGCAAUAUCCCCCCAAUACCCAAAAACCGUAUCUUUCUGCAAAAAAGCAGAGUAUUUGCAGUUAGUGAUAAGGACCCUGGCAGACUGUCAGGUGAAGGAAUAUCUAUAUUAAAUACAAGUAGUGUUGACUUACAUAAGGAAGAUCUGAUUGACGCUUCCAAAGUAACUUCAAGUAUGGAUCAUGAUUUUGAGGAGCAUUUGUCAGUAUCAGAGCUCACCCUACCUGAUCAUGUUGAGCAAAAGAGACUAAGUUGGAUGAAAAUAUGUACACCUUGGUCCAAAAUUAGCAGAGAAAACAAGUUGAAGAAAGUGAAACAACAUAUCAGACUUCAGACUAUUCCUGUCAACCGACUACCUCCUCUGAGUCCUGGAGUUAUUCUACAGUCAGGGGUUUGGAAUUCACUUCAGCAGGUUAGAACAGUCACUCUUCAAGAUUUACCUGGUUUCAGCCUAUCCACAUUUUCACAAUGCCUCCUUCUCCAGUCACUAACACUUCAAAAUUGUGGAAUAGAGACAUUGGAGGGUAUCAAUAAUUGCAAAGGAUUAAAGUACAUCGAUGUGCAGGAGAAUAAGAUCAAGCAUAUUCACUGCCUUGAGUUAGAAAAUCUGUGUAUUCUUCUGCUCAGUCACAAUCAGAUAACCUCUAUACAUGGUCUGGAGAACUGCAGCAACCUCCAAGUCCUUGAGUUAUCACACAAUAAUAUCACUCGGAUAGGUGGUCUGGAAUCUUUCAAAAAGCUUCAGAGGCUUGUUGUGGAUCAUAAUGAAUUAAUAAGUACCAAAGGUUUAAGUGAAACUCCUACCCUGCUCUACCUUGAUUGCUCCUUUAACUACCUUGACAGCAUAGAAGGCAUUGAUAACUGUGGGCUUCUUCAAACCCUGAAGUUACAAAACAACAAUCUUUCUGAGCUUCCCAAAUUUCGAAAUCAUGUGUUACUGCGAGAGUUAUAUCUGGAUGAUAACAGCAUCUCAUCUCUCAAGGUGCUAUCUGAAUACUGGUUACCAAUGCUUCAACAUCUCUCUGUUUCUCAGAACAGUUUGACGGACCUUACAGCCAUGUCUGACUUUCUUUUAUUGGAGAGGCUUAAUGUUAGCAAUAAUCGCUUAUCAGAUCUCAAGAGCUUCCUUUUAAGUCUUAAUGGAUGUCAUAGACUGCUGGAAUUGUUACUACAUGGGAAUCCACUUCAGCAAGAGUCAGGCUGGAGAUGUUCAAUCCUGAAAACAUUAUCAAAUCUGAAGAUACUAGAUGGUGAAAGGAUUAGUUCCACUGAUACAUUCUGUGCCAAAAGGCAUAACAGACCUUCAUCGGGGAGUUUCCUGGCACUGUGUCAGGCCCAGCUUCAAGACUCUGAAUUAUUACUCAAGAGACAUGAAACUGAACUGGAAUUGGACUCUUUGGACAUUACAGGAACACGCUGUCAGCACUGUGAUGAACUAAUGCAGCUGGCUGAAGAAUGUAGAUAUGCCCAUGAGUAUGGAGAAUCAUGCCUCACUGAACAGAAAAAACAUCCUAAUACUCUUCAUGAGGAAGAACUCAGUGUUGAAAAGCAAUAUAAUAAGUUGACCAUCAAUCAUACAGAAGGAAAUAGCCAGAAUGCUGACAGAAAAGUUGUUUCUGACCCAGUUCAGACUGUUGUAACUUAUGCUUCUGAAAAGAUCAAGCAAAGUGAUCAGUCACAUCUUGCUUAUCAGGAUUCUGAGCACAGUGACCCCAGACUCCUUGUAAACCAAGGGGGAACUAUUCUGCAGGAUUUCGGAACAGGCAGAAGUCCACUGUAUUCUAAAUAUAACAAAGUAGAGUCACAGCAGCAAAAUAAAGAGCAUGUGAUGGAGAAACAUCAACAACAUAUUUCAGAAGACAACUUAGAAAACUAUGCAGCUAUUGUUUUACAGUCCCACUGGAGAGGAUACAUUGUUCGUAAAGAAAUUCAAAUGUGCAUGAUACUUCAUAAUGCUGCUUCAGUGAUUCAGGCUGCAUGGAGAGAUUACUGCAACAGGAUGAAAGUUGCCUUCCAGAAAACUACUCAAGCUUCAUCUAGAAAAUGCAAAAUAUUUGGUGGAAGUCAAGAAAUCAGACAUAAAGCUGUCACUAUUAUUCAGGCACAUUGGCGGGGCUGUCUCCUACGAAAGAAGUUGUCUCAUGCUUUAGCAGCUGUUCAAACUGAGGAAGAGGAUGUCUUUGAAGAAGUUGAUUUGAGUGAAUUUACAUUUGAUGAGACCACUUUGAACAAAGACUGGAUAACCUCAGAGCCUGCAAGUUCUCCCCAAGCUUUCUCAACUGAAAACCAUUAUCAGCAACUAAAGGCUCCUCAUAAAGCCACUGAUUUAUUUGGUUUGCCAAGGCAACGGCAGCGAGCAUGGCAGGAUGAUGACAUCAAUAGUGUUGAAAAGUUUGGAUCACCGUCCCUUUCACCAGCGACUACCAGUGUUGUGCAAACUCCCAGAACUAUUUCAGGGUUCUCUGAGGUUACAUCUUGCAGUAAGCAAGGCUUCAAGUCACAGAAAGAAGAACAGAUCUCUCUGGAAUGGGGCUUUAAGAAUGCUCAUACUGCACAGCUAAUGUUGAAACGAGCUCAGAAAAUGAAAUCCAAGAAAGCAGAGGCUAAAAAAUUGCUGGAUCCAGUUGUGCGACUGGCCUUGUUCAAGAAUAAGAAAAAUAAAUAUUCCCCUGUGAAGCCAAAGAAGAAGGCAUGUGAUCGUGUGGAAUAUUUCAGAGCAAUAGAAGAAUUGACUCAGCAAGAUACAACCUCCACAGAGGUGCAACAAAAAAGCAGAGAGCUAACCUAUCAAUGGCUUCACACUCAAGUGGUGAAUGAUGAACAAACCAAUUACAGAAUUAUGAAAAAUCAUCACUUCCUGCCAGAGCUGGAUGCAGAUGUACUGAAUGGUGGCCGGGUUCAACUCAUGGCAAGUCAUGUAGGUAAAGAAUGUUCAGAUUUAGACAUUGUCUCUGUGUCCAGUGGUAGUACUAUAAAUCAACCAAGUGAUGGAUUUAAUUAUAGUCAUCGGCGCUCAUCAGGUUCUACACAAACUAUUGCAUCAUUGAAAAUUGGCACCAAACCUUUGAAGCAAGAACGCAUAUCUUUCCGAAGCAACCAAGUACGGCUCAGCACAGGAUGGGGAAGUGGCAAAAGACGAGGAAAAACUUUAUAAUCAUUUUCUGCCUUGAGGCAGUGACAGUAAAAGGUCAUAGAUGUGUUCAUAAUCAUAAAAUCUGUGUGUUAAAAUUUAAAAAUCUCAUCAAUUUUCUUCACUUGUUAUGAAGAAAUUUAAAUUCGAUGUAUAAAUGUGGCCAUUUUACUUCAAUGAUAAUUGUUUGACUGACUUGUUGAAAAUAAUGAUUUGGCAUAUAAAUUGCAUCUGUAACUGUUAAGUGUUUUAGCUCCUUUGCUUUAGUCUAAAUUGAUUACUGUAAAAUUGCUGACUCCACUAGUGAAUUUCACAAAGAUAAUAAAAGUAAAUAUGUGAAAGCAAUACAUGGCCAAAUACA